Molecule: messenger RNA, 3118 nt
Organism: Schistosoma turkestanicum
Lineage: Eukaryota; Metazoa; Platyhelminthes; Trematoda; Strigeidida; Schistosomatidae
Source: the annotation of a GenBank genome assembly
AUCAUUUUUACUUGUCAUCGAUAGCCUUCAUUAAAAAAUAUUAUUCUGCAUAUUGUUUUUUACACUUUUAUAAAAACAAAUCAAGAUAGUCGCAAUUUACGAAAGGGAGAACAUUACAAUACUAAGUUUUCGACUUGAAAUGUCAGUGUCUCGGAAGUCUCUUCAGUCUCAUGAAUCGGAAAAUGAUAAAAAUAAUCACAGGAAGAGAUCAGGUAUUCUAAGUCUUUUGGGUCCAAACAAAGGAAGAUUAUUUGGAAGCAACGCGUCAAUUUCUGAUAUGUCUUGCAGCGUACACUUGUUGGACGAUCGCUGCAUGUCCGUUUCAGUAUCGAAUAAAUCCUAUGGGAGAUGUUUACUUGAAGUUGUUUGUGAACGCCUUGAUGUUCUGCCAUAUUUAUCUUAUUUUGGGCUUCGUUAUUCUGACAACAAUGGUAUGCAUCAAUGGAUCAAUUUAAAUGACAAAAUUAGUAAACAACUUAAAGAAGUUAAAGAUUCCACAUUUGGUUUUCGAUUCGUUUAUUAUCCAAACAAUCCGUUGACAUGUUUCCCUAAUGAAUCCAUUCGUUAUCUACUUUUCCUUCAGUUGAGAAGAGAUUUUUAUGUUGGUCGUUUAAGAGCACAAGCAUUAAAGAUUUAUGAAUUGGCAGCAUACGCUAUACAAGCUGAACAUGGUCUCCAGCAGAUUCCUCAAGGUUUUGAUGUGGAUACCAUUCCUGGUGGUAUGCGUGUCCUUCCUCACCUAACAAAAUCGAUUGUACGACGAAUCAAAAAUCAACUUGAACAAAUUAUUGGCAUGUCUAAGACUGAAGCUAUGGAAAAAUUCAUCGAUGAAGCGUCAAAAAUUGAAACCUAUGGCAUGGAACCUUUCCAAGUGCAAGAUCAACGGCAAAAUGGUUUAUGUAUUGGAUUCAAUUAUAAAGGUAUUUCAAUAUUUAAGGAUGGUUGCAGUAUCAAUGAAUUUGAAUGGGCAUUUAUUAAAAACAUUUAUCCAGACAAAAAGAAUUUGGUUUUGGUCGUUAGUGGCAAACCGUUAGAAGAUGAAAGAGAUCUUGUUCUUGGGUUUAAAUGUAAAUCACCUUCAGAAGCCAAAACGAUAUGUUUACGAGCACUCAACUGUAAAACAUUUAACGAAGUACAAUUACAGGAGAUGUCUCUUAUUCCUCGACCUUUUAGAACAUCUACUAUUUUAGCUUAUCGACCAUCAGAAAUAAUUAAUCAAGAUUCUUUUAGUGAUUCAUCUGACAGUCUACAGUAUUCUUCACUCAGAUGUAAAUAUACACCAACGAUAGAUGUUCACACAGAUGUAUCAUCACCAUCAGCUACAACAACAACAACUACAACUACAACAAGUGAACUACGUAAAAAUUCAACUAGUUCCGAAGCAAAUGCCAGUACAACAUGGUCAGUUGAUUUUACACAGUUUAGUGGAAAAGAAUGUAGUGAUUAUACAGACGAUCAAGAUACUGAUAAUCAAGCGAAUCAUAAUAUUAAUAAUAAUGAAGAAGAAGAAAGACACAGAUUAACGAUAUCGUAUUUAGAUCCUCCACCGAAACCGGUGAAUAGAGUUAGUCCAAGGAAUAGUUUUGGUGGAAGUAUGGAAUUACCUAUAACAACGGAUAAAAAACCACAAAUUUCUGAUUUAUCAUGGAAAUGUAAACCGAUACAUCGUUUAGUGAAUUCAUCUUCUAUUAAUGUGAAUAAUGAAAAUGCUAAAUAAAGAAAAAAGUAUAUAUCGAUCUCAAUUUGAUUAUCUCUUCAACCACUUACUACCAAUCAUACUUAACUACAAUAAACACAUUACUUCUGUUCGCUUUCUUUUUGUUGUCUUCAAACAACAUUAAGCACACAACUACACUAACUAUCAUCCAUAAAUUAUUGAUCAUGCUUCAGCGAUCGAUUGAUUGGUUGAUUGACUAAUUUAUCGAUUUUUCUUGUGAAACAUAAUACGACAGACAUGAAUCAUGAUGCAUUCAAUUCCGAUUAUUUUUGUCAUUCUUCCAAGUUCGAUAAUGUGAUGUAUAUCAUUAUUUGUUGUGUAAAACUCCUUUUUUUUUUAAAGAAACCAUAAAAAAAGGCAAUAAAAAAACCAACAAACACACAAUCCAAUAAUUAAUAGAUUUACGUCUUUCAUGAUGUGCAUUGUACAAAAAGAAAAACAUUACUUCAUCUCUCUUCUCUAUUUUGAUGCUUGUCUUUUCUAUUUUCAUUCAUUCGGUUUUUUUUCUCAUAAAUAUAUAAAUUUUUUGCUGAUAGCCUCUACUACUACUACUACCACUACUACUACUACUAUUACUACUACUACUACUACUAUUACUACUAAUACUGCUACGGCACGUUGCAUGAAUCAAUGUAAAGAUUUACGAAUAAAACUGGCCUCAUGAAAUUUUUACCAAUCAUUUGAUUUUUUAUGUGUCUCAUUAUUAUUAUUUUGUACUUUGUUGUAUUUGUUCAACUUGUGCAUUGUUUUUUCUCUUUCAUCAAACAACAAACAGUUGAAUGAAAGGAACAGCAUACUUUUCAUUUAUUUAUUGAUUGAUUUAUUUUCGGAUAAUGACAUUGAACAUUUUCCCAUUGAACUACUGUUUUUAAAACAAGAAAUUAUAAAUCAAUUAAAAAUUGAAAUAAAAUUAAUUUGAUAAGCAUUGACACAUUUUUUUUUCACUUGAUCAUUGAAUGCUUGAAUGUUGUUAAAUCAAGUGAAUAUAUUGUAUUAUUAUUAUUAUUAUUCAAGAAUGAAUAUUCAUAAUUGUAUUUGUAGAUUCUUUUCAGAUUGUCUCUCUUUUUUUUUGUUGAAAAUUUUGCCAGUUGAUUUUAUUAUUUUUUUCUUCUUAACUUUUCAAUCCAAUUUUUUUUAAUUUGUACAUUUCUCGAUAUGUUUUAAAUGAAUUCAAGUGUUACUUUGCGCUUACAGUAUUAACAAUUUCAAUUGAGGAGAUCUGUUUUGAAUAACGAUGAUGAUAAUGUAGGAGAUAGAGAAAUACUCAUUGAUCAUUUGGACCUGUUUAUGCUUUAGGUAUAACACAUUGGUUGAUUUUUCAUUUACUCGUCUUUAAUUUUUGUAUGUUGUGUAAAUGAAAAGAUAAAAUAUGUAAAAAAUAAAUACAAAAAAAUGAAUAAA